Paramecium primaurelia is the source of this 978-nucleotide messenger RNA. Lineage: Eukaryota; Ciliophora; Oligohymenophorea; Peniculida; Parameciidae. The record is from the annotation of a GenBank genome assembly.
AUGAUAAAAUCAUAAAGAGAAUCAUAAGAAAGGUCUAAUUAAGAAUUUCCUUCUCUUUCACCCAAGAAAUCGUUUUCAAUGGUUAAAAGUAAUAAUAUCAUUCAAAUUUCUUAAAAUUCAUAAUAAUCUAUACUAAAAUAAUCACUAAAAUCUAAAUAAGCAUUAGGAACACUACUUAAUAAUAAAUUAAAUUUAGAUAACUAAAGUUCUGAAAUAGCUUUAAGAAAGUCUUUUAGGUAAGAUAAGAAUUCUUUAUGCACAUUUAUUCCUAAUAAAAGAUCAAUGUUAUAAAGUUAAUGCAUUGAUGUUUCAUCAUAAAUAAGAUCCAUUUCUUUUAAAGAAACUAAUUUAAUGUAGAUAUUAAACUAGAUUUCAUAUAUCAUAAAUGAAUUAAAGUAAUAUAAAAGUGAGAAAGGCUUAAUUUCAUUAAUUGAAAAAGAAAUUCAUUCAAAUACACGUUUUCAUGAUCUAUCCUUUCUAUUUGUAGAUGCUAAAAUGAAAGAUAUUGUUUCUUCUGAACAAUUAUUCAAAAAAAUCUAUAAAUAAUUUACUUACUCAUCUGAUAAUAGAACUAUCGUUAAAAGAAGUAAACUUGAUUAAAAUUUCCUUUAAUUACUUUCAGAAUUUCUCAAUAAACUUGAAGAAAUGUUUCGUAAAGUCCAUGAAUCAUAAUUUUAAGGAUUAUAAGAAUCCAUGAAAAGUUCUAGGAUUAAGCUUUUAAGUAAUAUUUUUUAUAAUAUAGACAAGGAAAUUGAAGUUUAGAAUUUGUUUACUUCAUAAUAAAAGAGAGAUUCUUAUUAGUAAUUAUAGUCUUUUCUUUAAUCCAAAUUCUCAAUAAAUAAACGAAUUUUAGAAAGUAAAUUGUUUUAAGAUAUCAAUGAUUUAGAAGAAAAAAAUGGAUAAUUCAAAUAUAUUGAUUAGAAUAAUAGAUUUAUAUCAAACAAAAUUGAUGAUAUUCUAAAAAAUAUUAAAUAUUGA